AUGGAUUUUCAAAGUGAUUACGAGAAAAUUGAUUUAUCAAAACAAGACUUUCAAUACGUGUUUAAUAAUAUACUACAGGCCAUCAUGGCAAAAUUGAAUCUUCAUCUACCGGCAGCACAGAAUGAUCCUUUAAAAGAGCAAGUUUCUACGAUACUAGAAGAGUUUUUAAUUAAUACUUUUGAUAAUUCCAAGUACUCUAUAUUGGCUGAUGGGCUAGAUUUGCAAAACGUUCUGAUUCAUGAUAUUUUAUCUUUGAAAACAUUAGAAAAUGUUGAGAAAAUAGAUUCCGAAAUAACAUUGAAAUUGAGGAAAAUCUUCCAAGAAUUUGAACAAGAAACUGUUGAUGUGACCAAAUUACGACGAGAUUUGCCUAAGCAGGCAAGCGAAGUGUACAGUGACAUUAUUAAACAAACAGAUGGUGAAGUUUCAGAAAUCAUAAGCAUGAUCGAACAACAAAGUCAAGAAUAUCAAAAGGAACAACAAGUCAAUAAUGAUGACGGAUUUGAAAAAAUCAUUGAGAGUAUGGACUUUCCACAGAUCAAUCAGAAUUAUACUGACCAUCUACAAUUGUUGAAUGAAACAAACAAAAAUUUACCAAGUUUGAAAAUUGAGUUUGAAAAAUAUAACAAAACAGUACAGUUUUUAGAAGAUGCUUACCAACAGCAGUUGAAAGAAAUGGAAGGAUAG
This is a messenger RNA of Candida dubliniensis CD36, 687 nucleotides long. Its product is annotated as MIND complex subunit. NCBI's taxonomy places the organism in Eukaryota, Fungi, Ascomycota, Pichiomycetes, Serinales, Debaryomycetaceae. The transcript has a single exon. The record is from RefSeq and is a predicted model, not a curated record. Bases 1 to 687 code for a protein of 228 amino acids. Gene Ontology annotation, biological process: mitotic sister chromatid segregation. Gene Ontology annotation, cellular component: kinetochore; MIS12/MIND type complex.